Knipowitschia caucasica is the source of this 1620-nucleotide messenger RNA. The record is from the annotation of a GenBank genome assembly. Lineage: Eukaryota; Metazoa; Chordata; Actinopteri; Gobiiformes; Gobiidae.
AUGAUGGCGACAGAGGUUCAGAGCGGCGACCUCGAUAGUGCCACUUCCAGCCGUCUCGAAGUGUCCAUCGAUGGCCUCACACUCAGCCCCGAUCCUGAAGGCGAGCAGACCCAGGCCGAAGAGCCGGAGCCCGGGCAUGUACCUCCUGACAGCGUUGAGGCGGACUCCGCUGAAGACGAGGAUGGAGAGACGGCCAGAUCUGCCAUAGAGAAGAAAUGGGGCUUUCAACUACACGAGCUGUACGGGAUGGCUCUCAAAUUUUUUAAAGAUAAGGACGGUAAAGCUUUCCAUCCAACAUAUGAGGAGAAACUUCGCCUUGUUGCUCUACAUAAACAGGUGUUAUUGGGUCCCUACAAUCCUGAUGCAACCCCUGAGGUUGGCUUCUUUGAUGUCCUGGGAAAUGACAGGAGAAAAGAAUGGGCAUCUUUGGGUAAUAUGGAAAAAGAGGAGGCUAUGGUGGAAUUUGUGAGAAUGCUGAACAAAUGUUGUACCCUCUUUGCUCCAUACGUCAUCUCACACAAGAUUGAGCGAGAGGAACAGGAAAGGAAGAGAAAAGAAGAGGAGGAACGGCAGCGACAGGAGGAAGAGGAGUUUGAAAGACGGCGGCAGGAAGAGGAGAAGCGAAGAAUUGAGGAGGAAGAAAGGCUCAGGAGAGAGGAGGAGGAGCGACAACAAGCUGAGGAUGAGAGGCUACGGGUGGAACAGCAGAAACAACAGAUAAUGGCGGCCCUAAACGCGCAGACGGCAGUGCAGUUUCAACAGUAUGCUGCUCAGCAGUAUCCCAACAGUCCAGAGCAGCAGAUGAGCCUCAUCAGGCAGCUCCAGGAGCAACACUAUCAGCAGUACAUGCAGCAGUUAUACCAGGUCCAGCUGGCCCAGCAACAAGCAGCUUUACAGAAGCAGCAGCAGCUACAGCAUCCUGAUUCAGUGCAGGCUCCUCUAGAAGCAAACAGCUUUAACAAUGGUGAUCAUGUGGCAGCCUCGUCACCUUGUACUGUGGAAGAGGUCCCCACGCUCAACGGAGGCCAGUCGGACUCUUAUUCAGAAAGCAUGGACCGGGAACCUGAGCCUGAACCGGCAGAAGAGGUUUCAGAAAACGGACCAAUAAUAGCAGCGGACUCUCCACCCAUCAUAGCAGCUCCAUCCAUGUGGACAAGGCCGCAAAUCAAAGAUUUUAAAGAGAAGAUCCGACAGGAUGCAGACAGUGUGAUCACCGUGGGUCGUGGAGAAGUAGUGACAGUGCGUGUUCCCACUCAUGAAGAAGGAUCUUACCUGUUCUGGGAGUUUGCUACAGACUAUUAUGACAUUGGCUUUGGAGUAUUCUUUGAGUGGACAGAUGCUGCCUCUGCCUCCGUCAGUGUGCAUGUGUCAGAGUCCAGUGAUGAAGAUGAAGAAGAAGAAGGUGGCGAGCCUUCAAAUGAAGAGGAAAAGACAAAGAAGGAUACGGGAAAGCCCCAAGUGGAUGAGAUAGUGCCAGUGUAUCGGCGAGACUGUCAUGAGGAAGUGUACGCGGGGAGUCAUCAAUACCCAGGUCGUGGAGUCUACCUGCUCAAGUUUGACAACUCGUAUUCCCUUUGGCGCUCCAAGAGCGUGUACUACAGAGUCUACUACACCAGAUAA